Messenger RNA from Perca fluviatilis (European perch), 1819 nucleotides. RefSeq names its product C-type lectin domain family 4 member M-like. The coding region runs from base 112 to 708 and encodes 198 amino acids. The transcript is spliced from 6 exons. Gene Ontology annotation, molecular function: carbohydrate binding. Gene Ontology annotation, cellular component: external side of plasma membrane. Gene Ontology annotation, biological process: immune response; biological process involved in interspecies interaction between organisms. The record is from RefSeq and is a predicted model, not a curated record. Lineage: Eukaryota; Metazoa; Chordata; Actinopteri; Perciformes; Percidae.
AGUAAUGGGGUUUUAAGCUCGCUCUCGACGAAGACAGGGACCAAAAGAGGAAAAACAGUUGACUGCUCAGCCCACGCUAAACCGGACUUCUCACCAAAUAUCAAGCAGAGAAUGCAGCAAAUGGAGGUAGCUGAUUAUGUUAAUGAGCCACCUAGACCAAAGCAGAAAGACAGUGGGGAUGCAAAUCAAACAGAGAGAAGACUCUGCCAGGUGCUUCUCCUCAGCUUUGGGCUGCUGUGCGUCAUACAAGCCAUUCUCAAUGUUUCUCUACGCCUGGCAUACUGCCAUACAACUCAUGACAUGAUCAAGGACCUGGAGGAGGACAGGCUGAGGACUGCUCAAUGGGAGCAUUUCAACGGUAGUUUCUACUACUUUUCUUCUAUCACCAAAACCUGGCAUGAGAGUAGAGAUGACUGUCUUCAAAAGGGUGCACACCUGGUGAUUAUCAACAGCAGAGAAGAACAGAAUUUCACGACAAAAUUUGGGAAGAGACUGUGGAUUGGCCUGACUGACUCAGAGACAGAGGGGACGUGGAAAUGGGUGGAUGGGACUCCACUGAACCAAAGCUACUGGCAUUCUGUGGAGCCUAACGGUGGGAACGAUGAAAACUGUGUGGAAAUACUUUCUGUUGAUUCAGAAAACAACUGGAAUGAUAAUAAUUGUCUCGUUCUAUUCAACUGGAUCUGUGAAAUGAAAGUCCGUCCAUAACUCUGCCACCAAACCCAACCAACAGAACAUUAAGGAUGAUAAAUAUAUUGCUGAUACAAUUUUAAUCUUCACAAAAACAACCUGAAUAUCCCUCCUGUUGAUAAAAAUUAUAAAAAAAGUGGGGAAAACAAAAAGUCAAAAAGCGCCAAAAAAACGACAAAAACAUCGGGAAAAGUGAGAAAAAGUGUCGACCAAUUUUAGUUUUAAAAUUUUGACCCAGAAAAACAACAAGUUGCAGGUCGACGGGAAAACAACACGAGGGAUAUGCUCUUGUGGACACAUGAUUUCCAAGUAAAAACAGCAUUUUAGGAUUUGCCAGCAGUUUUAUAAUAACAAUAUUACACUUGAGGAGCGUACACGUCACUGAUGCACCUUUCAGACCUCAAAAUGAAAUAAAUAAUAAACAAACGUCAACGUUAAACGCUGAUGCAGUUUCAAAUGUUUUAUGAUUUUAGAAAGGAGGUUAACCAAUAUUUUAUAUUAAUCCUAUUUUUUCUUGUCAAAUUUCAUAUCCAUGAAUGCAGCUUUUGAAAUUAUAGAAGAUUAAAAAGAUUUAGCCUAUAAUAAGAUAUAGGUUAACGUCCUCUUAUCUAAAUGUUAGAUAUCAGAUCCUCAUCCAAUGGGAGACAUGAAACCCUUUUUAUUGGCACCUACUCUUCUGUGGUCUCAUAUGUCAGAAUUGUAAAAGUGUAUUAAUUUUAGUAUUAUGUGGGUAAGCCACUCACAUAAUACUAAAAUUAAUACAUUGUUGACCUAUAAUUUUUCACUUGGCAUACGUUUUUUAUGUUAAGCUUGUCCUUUUUUGGACUUGAAUUUGGCAAAUAAGAAAAGUAUGGCUAUCAAUAAUUUUAACAGCAUUCAAUUAAUAGACACACACACACACACACACACACACACACAGACACACAGACACACACACAGAUAUACACACACACACACACACACACACACACACACAGACACACAGACACACACACAGAUAUACACACACACACACACACACAGAGAGACACACAUACUCACGCGCAGCCAUCAGUCUGAUCAGGAAGUCACAAACACUCACAUCCUGUUAGAUCUGUGCCACGUUCAGCCCACACAAAACGUAGCUACA